GCCGCCAACACCAACCAGUAGAAGGAAAGAAGUCCACCAUACUCGGGAAAAGUGAAGGGAAGUCCUUUCUCUCCCUUUCGGACCCGCUUUCCCUUCCCCGUUAGAGAAAGGAAGUGUCUUCUUCUCUCUCAUCAAACAGUCUUUGGAGCAGAGGACCGGUUUCGAGCUUCAAUUGUAGUUUCUUAACAUCACUGUUCCGCUUAGCAUUUGGUCAUUAUAGCAAUAGUCUCAAGGCCCAGUGGGAGAAGAAGGGAGCCAUUAGAUGGGCUUUGAACAAAUUAAAUGGGAUUGAAUGGCCCUGGAAUUUGAAGCCUUUUUCCCUUGCACAUUCCAUUUUGCAGUUGCUGGUGAGGAAUUAGGAGAAAGUAGGAAUUAUUAACUCAGAUAUGAAUAAAGGUGGUGGUGGAGGUGCAGGAUCGGGUGCAGUAGCAGGUGGAGGAAGUGGGCCAACAGCAGCAGCAGCAGCAGCGGCUGCUCAGAAGCAGAAGGGUUUACUGCAGAGAGUGGAGACUGACAUUGCCAACAUCGUGGACAAUUUUACCCAGCUUGUCAAUGUCUCCAGGGUGAAUGAGCCGGCUGUCAGAAAUUCACAAGAAGUUUUCAUGAUGGAAAUGCGCGCUGCCAGAAUGGUUCAGGCUGCUGAUUCCUUGCUCAAAUUGGUAUCAGAACUCAAGCAGACUGCAAUCUUCUCUGGGUUUGCAUCUCUCAAUGACCAUGUUGACCAAAAGAACGCCGAGUUUAACCACCAAACAGAGAGUACAGACCAAAUGUUAGCCCGCAUUGGAGAUGAGGCAGCUGCUAGCCUCAAAUUACUUGAAUCCCAUUAUUAUUCUUCCCCACAAAAAAACAAUGCGCAUUUAGACACUUUCUUCUAAUGGGCAUUUCUUACCAUUUUUAAUGACUUUCAAUAUUUUUCCUAUCCUAGCCUAGUUCUGUACAACGACAAUCAUAACUGUAACCCAACUAGUGCUUGCCAAUGCUUUAUGUACAUCGAUCCUGGUUUGAUUCCGGCAGUAUUUCCAAGUUUCGUUGUUGGACUAAUGGUAAAAAGGCAAAGAGAUUAAAGCCUAAGCUAUGGUUGUAGAGAUCGCCCAAGUCAUUGAUUAGUUUAUGUGUAUUUCCUUAUAGCAUUUUCUUUUCUGUCUUGUUGUUUGAUUUUAUAUUUGCUUCCAUUUGAUCGGAAUAAGGGCUUUAACUAAUGUAUUAUUAUUUCAAGUGUGCAA
Ziziphus jujuba (common jujube) is the source of this 1223-nucleotide messenger RNA. Its product is annotated as mediator of RNA polymerase II transcription subunit 22b. NCBI's taxonomy places the organism in Eukaryota, Viridiplantae, Streptophyta, Magnoliopsida, Rosales, Rhamnaceae. Gene Ontology annotation, cellular component: mediator complex. Gene Ontology annotation, biological process: regulation of transcription by RNA polymerase II. Gene Ontology annotation, molecular function: transcription coregulator activity. The transcript is spliced from 4 exons. The record is from RefSeq and is a predicted model, not a curated record. The coding region runs from base 387 to 875 and encodes 162 amino acids.